AUGGGUUGGUUCAGCAGCGACGAGAAGAGCGUCCUGGCGACGCACCCAGUCAAUCCUGACGUUACCACAUCACGCCUCUCCGGCGCCGAGCAGGAUCGUUACGGCGAGCACUUCUCCCAGAUCGGGCAACAAGCUGGCGAGAAGAUCCGCGAGGGCAUCCACGACAUCACCCAUGCCCGGGGCAGCGGCGCAGAGCAGGACCGCUUCGGCCAGCACCUCGGUGUCGGCCAGUCAGGCUACAACGCCGCGAAGGCAGAGGCACAGUCGGGGUACAACAAGGCGAAGGCAGAGGCACAGUCUGGCUACGACAAGGCCAAGUCAGUAGCAGAGAGGGCCCUGCACGCAAAGGGCAACGGUGCUGAGCAGGACCGCUACGCCGCCCACUUCGGCGGUCUUUUCGACCCCGUCAGGGCAUCGGCAUUGAGCAUCAUCAGCUCAGGAGGUGACGUCAGCAAAGCAAACUACCACUGGCUGGGCCACGAUGGCCGAGAGAGGGCCAAGUUCCUGGCUGCGCAGAAGGGCACAACCGGCUCUGAGCAGGAUCGUUACGGUGCUCACUUCACCGGUUUCGGCCAGCAGGCUGCUCAGUCCAUCAAGGAUGAGUGGAACAAGUUGAAGAAUUAG
Messenger RNA from Ascochyta rabiei, 624 nucleotides. RefSeq lists its product as uncharacterized. Lineage: Eukaryota; Fungi; Ascomycota; Dothideomycetes; Pleosporales; Didymellaceae. The transcript has 2 exons. The record is from RefSeq and is a predicted model, not a curated record. Bases 1 to 624 code for a protein of 207 amino acids.